Helicoverpa armigera (cotton bollworm) is the source of this 706-nucleotide messenger RNA. RefSeq lists its product as uncharacterized. Gene Ontology annotation, biological process: mitochondrial electron transport, NADH to ubiquinone. The record is from RefSeq and is a predicted model, not a curated record. The transcript has 3 exons. The coding region runs from base 123 to 605 and encodes 160 amino acids. Lineage: Eukaryota; Metazoa; Arthropoda; Insecta; Lepidoptera; Noctuidae.
AAUGUUAAUGUCAAGAAAAGAAUAUUUUUGUCUGCACCACAGUGCGCUACUUGGUUUGUUGUAUUUGUUACAAAACCAACGAAAAACUAUUGGCACAGUAACUAACAUAAUAAAACGAAAACAUGGCUCAAACAGCGGGUGUAAAGCCCAUGGCCAUUGCUGGUCGUGUGGCAAUUGAACGUGAAAGAUGUUUGGGCAUGACCGAUGUCGAGAGAGCUUGGCGCAAGCAGUGGCUGAAGGAUCAAGUCUUGGCUCCUCACGAACCUGUUCAUGUUCCAGAGUACUGGAAAGAACGUACCAAUAUAUUCCGCCGCAUUUACCGUGCUCCUUUAGAUAACAUUUAUAAAGCUCUCACGCCAGUAUUGGGAGCCUCUCGUGCUCAGGACUAUAGGUACCUCACUGGAAAAUUUAUAAUGAUUGGCUUUGGUAUUCUUUGUGGACACUACUACUUCAAAUACAAUGGAAAUGACUGGACCAAGAAGGGUGGUUGGAGAGUCCAUGUUUCCAAACCUAUGGUUCUGCCAGGACAACCUGGGUUCCCCUUCAAGUCAACCCGCAAAGAAGAUGACUAUGCUGGCAAAGGUUUCAAGGCCUCUCCCAUAUAAACAUGAACUUAUUUAACCCAGUUCACCAACCAAUACUGGAAUAUGUUGUCUUAGUUUUAUUAUGUAAACUAUAAUAGUUAAUAAAAAAGAAAUAUAAAUAA